Enterospora canceri is the source of this 2370-nucleotide messenger RNA. The record is from the annotation of a GenBank genome assembly. NCBI's taxonomy places the organism in Eukaryota, Fungi, Microsporidia, Enterocytozoonidae.
AUGUCAAAUAAUAAAUUAGACAGUAAUAAUAAAGUGGAGAAGGAGACUGAAGAUGGAGGAAUUCAGAAGAGGAUGAAACAGGAUGAUUCUGCCCCAGGGAGGGCGCCUGAGACGGCUGAAGAGGACGGUGAAAUUAAUUUGGAUGAGAAGGCGGAACAGAGCAACGUGGAAUCUGAGGAGGCCGAUGAAGGGGACUUCUGCGAGACACGAAGUGGAAACGAGCAGCCUGCGACUGAGGCGGUGCCAAACAGGCCGCAACUUUCUGGGCCUGGGGCCAUGCGAUACGGAGAGACGCGGAACUCACCGGAUGACGCUGAUCUGACGGAUGCGAUGGUCUUCCUGAACCGAAUCAAAGAGGACUACGCCCACGACGUGGGCGUCUACGACCAGUUUCUGGAGACGAUGCGGGACUUCAAAUUUGGGAAGGUGGACUCGACCGACGUGUGCAAACGAAUCAAAAUUCUGUUCAAGGACAAUGCCCACCUGAUCAGGUCAUUUGAGGAGUAUUUGCCACACCACCUGAAAAUGAGUGGAAAGCCCCCUGUGGUGGCAGCACCAAGGCAGAUGCCACCACCAGGCGCAUUCCAUGCGCCUGCGGCCGAGGCGUUCUAUCGCCCGCCCUACGCCCAGCCUCGCCCAUUUCCAAUUCAGCCCAGGCCUCCUCGCCCGUACCAGCCCAUUCCAGCCCACCCGAUGGCUCUGCCCCAAAAAGGCGCCUAUUUUCCAGGAGAGCAGCCCUACAAAAAAGACAGGCAAAGGGCAUUCAUCGAAAAGUUGAAAAAGAAGUAUUCGCCAAACAACACGAUCUACAGCAACAUCAUCGAUGCGAUGCUGAACCAGCACAUCGACGUCGACUCGCUGCUUCGCUACGUCAGGACGCUCCUGAAGGACGACCACGAGCUGUUUGAGGAGUUCAAGGCCUGUUGUGAUCCAGAACACAGGCAGAUCGACAAGUUGCCUAGGGGAACACGAGAGAAGCUUGUUCUUGAUAAAAUCAGGCACAUCAUGAACGAGAAGGGGCUUACGCCCUACUUUGCAAUGGCACUGAAUUUCUACAACCAGGCCCUGAUUUCAGGCGAGAAGCUCUUUUUUCUGAUUGGGCAGCUGAUCGACAACGACGAGUACGUCGCAGAGCUGAAGAACUUCCUGAAGUGGGCGCCAGAGAGGCGGAAGACGGCGCCGGAGCAGCCUGGGCUGGUUGGGUCCUAUGCGCCUCGGGCUUCGCCUGAGAAGAAGCACACGGCCAUGGGCCGUGUGCUGAACGACAAGUUCUACAGCGUGAACACGCACGUGUCCGAGGACGACGUCUACGUCUUCAGGCAGAAGAACGCGUCUGAGGAGUUUCUGGUGCGAAUUGGAGACGACCGCUCCGAGUUCGACGUGCAGAUCCAGCGCCUGAAGUUCUUCAUCUGCCGCCUCAUGAAGCUGCAUGCGCUGCUUCCUGAAGCAGGAAGAGAAAUAGAAAUCGGUGACGUGGACAUGUCACCUGGGAUUCUGAAAGAUGUCCUGCGCAUGAUUUAUGGGGAUGAGGCAACUGGGAUGCUUGAAAAGAUGCUUCAGGGGGGCAAGAACGUGAUUCCGAGGAUCAUAAGGCGAUGCUGCGUGGUCUACAAGGAGUUUCUGACGAGACAGAGGGAGAACAGACUCAACUGGCGCAUUUCGAUUGAGGCGCACUACUUCAAGGCCUACGACUUUGCUGGAAUCGAGUACAGGAACGACGAGAGAGGCAACCUGAACAUGAAGCACCUGAAGCGAAUCAGCAGGGACCAGUUCGACGUGCGAGUUGGCAGCCGCGACAGCGUCCGCUUCGUCCACGGCCUCGUCGAGAAGUUCGUUCUCUCAAACUACAACCCAAGCAAGAGAGUGACCGUGGAGCAGAAGACGGAAUUCUUCGAAAACGUCCUAACCAACAUUCUCGCCAAGACAUUCGAGUAUUCAGUCAGCCUGGAAUACUACGCCCUCUACUUCUACAUUCUGACGCUCUAUACGCGAUUUGAGGAGAUGCGUGGGCUUCAGGUGCGCCUGGAGGCGCCCUCUGCCGUUGCUCUCCGCCUUGGGCUCGUCGAGCCAGCGGCCUACGACGACCCAGUCAAGGCCGUCUUCGACCUGAGCAUGCGACUGGCGUCGAGGGAGAUCGACUCGGACGCCUACGAGGAGCAGAUCCGCAUCUACACGAAGACACGUGGCUACAAGUUGUACAAUUUGAAGAAGUUCCUGGGCAAAAUUGACAAGUUGGCCAUUUCAAUCAUAGAGAAGUCAAUGGACAAGAAUGAUGAGGGAAUGGAUCUGUUCCACAUCCAGAAGGAGAAUCACGUGAUAAUGAUGAAGAGAGGCGAGAAUGCAACAAUAUCAGAAGAUGGCUUGGAAUAG